AUGGACGCCUACUGCAGGGAGAUACACAAGCUCGAGUUCCACUUCUACGUCCUUGAAUUCCACCACAUUCUCCAGGACUACAACAUGGCAGCUGAUGUACUCUCCAAGCUGGGUUCCAAGCGGGCCCUCGUCCUGGCCGGAGUCUUCGUACAGGCUCUCAACUAUCCCACAGUCAAGAUUGAAGAGGAGUCUCCAACAAAGCCUGACCUAGCGCUAGCCCUAGGCCAGGAAGUACUCGUCACCGAUCCAGACUGGCGAGCUCCGAUCCUUGAUUUCACCAUCAACAACAAGUCCUAUCCUAAUGACAAGGAGCAUGAGCUACUCACCCGACGAGUCGCAAACUAUGUCGUCAUCGAAACUGAGUUGUUCAGGCACUCGGCCUCUUCAGAAACCCUUUCCAAGUGCAUCUCUCAUCAAGAUGGAGUCCGACUCCUCAGUGAGAUCCACUCGGGAAUCUGCGGAAACCACACAGGAGCAUCAACCCUGGUUGACAAAGCUUUCAGAUCAGGCUUCUAUGGGCCGACGGCCCUGGCCGACGCCCAGGGACUCGACUCGGUGGGACUGCUCAAGGCGGCACAAAGCAGCUUCACCCAUAUAUUUGUCGCCAUCGACAAGUUCACAAAGUGGAUCGAGGUUAAGCCGGUCACAACUACAUCGGCGGCCAAGGCAGCCGAGUUCAUCGAAGAAAUCACACACAGGUUCGGGGUGCCUAACUGGAUCAUCACCGACUUGGGCUCCUUCUUUACCGGAUCCAAGUUCUAG
This is a messenger RNA of Panicum virgatum (switchgrass), 762 nucleotides long. RefSeq lists its product as uncharacterized. Lineage: Eukaryota; Viridiplantae; Streptophyta; Magnoliopsida; Poales; Poaceae. The coding region runs from base 1 to 762 and encodes 253 amino acids. Gene Ontology annotation, molecular function: nucleic acid binding. The record is from RefSeq and is a predicted model, not a curated record. Gene Ontology annotation, biological process: DNA integration. The transcript is spliced from 2 exons.